CCCUGUGGCUUCCGCGGCGCGUUCCCACAAUGCAGUGCGGCCGAGAGCUUCCUCCGAGCCCGCGGGGACGCUGCGGGGGGACCCGGGGCUGAGGAGGCGGCGGCGGCGUGGGCUGCGGCGGGCCCGCGGCGGCGUUGGGCGGUGCGGAUGUCGGGCUGGGUGGACGAGCGCUGCGGCGAGGGCGACGGGCGCAUCUACGUGGGGAACCUGCCGACGAACGUGCGUGAGAAGGACCUGGAGGACUUGUUUUACAAGUACGGCCGCAUCCGCGAGAUCGAGCUCAAGAACCGGCACGGCCUCGUGCCUUUCGCCUUCGUGCGCUUCGAGGACCCGCGAGAUGCUGAGGAUGCAAUUUAUGGAAGGAAUGGUUACGAUUAUGGCCAAUGUCGGCUUCGUGUGGAGUUCCCCAGGACUUAUGGGAGUCGAGGUGGGUGGCCCCGUGGUGGGAGGACCGGACCACCUACAAGAAGAUCCGAUUUCCGAGUUCUUGUUUCAGGACUUCCUCCAUCAGGCAGCUGGCAGGACCUAAAAGAUCAUAUGCGAGAAGCUGGGGAUGUCUGUUAUGCAGAUGUGCAGAAGGAUGGAAUGGGGAUGGUUGAAUAUCUUAGAAAAGAAGAUAUGGAAUAUGCCCUGCGUAAGCUGGAUGACACCAAGUUCCGCUCUCAUGAGGGUGAAACUUCCUACAUCCGAGUUUAUCCUGAGAGAAGCACCAGCUAUGGCUAUUCACGGUCCCGCUCCGGGUCUAGGGGUCGUGACUCUCCAUACCAAAGCAGGGGUUCCCCACACUACUUCUCUCCUUUCAGAUCCUACUGAUACAGCUGGUGGGAAUUUUUCCUUUAUUUUUUAGAUGAACUGAGCUGCUUUGUGCUCAGAAUCUACAUUCCAGAUGGAUGAUUUAGUGGCUUAGGACAUUUUUUAAAUUUUUUUUAAGGAAAUAAAAAAAAAAAAAACCUACAUAAUUUCUACCAGGGCCAAAUUAAGCAGCAAAAUGUUUUAAACAGCAAAAAAUUGUGAUUCAGAAGCAAGCUGUAUAUUUUCACCCCAGAUUAUUGGGGGCGGAGAGGGGGAAUCAGUGUUGUGUCUUGUAGGUUGCUCAGCUAUGGAGAUGAGCAGUUAGUGUGACUGAGUUGGCCCAUUCUGUUUAGAAAUAUAUUUUAAACGUUUAGUAAUUGA
Ochotona princeps (American pika) is the source of this 1173-nucleotide messenger RNA. It is a transcript of the gene SRSF9, whose product is annotated as serine and arginine rich splicing factor 9. Gene Ontology annotation, molecular function: mRNA binding. NCBI's taxonomy places the organism in Eukaryota, Metazoa, Chordata, Mammalia, Lagomorpha, Ochotonidae. Gene Ontology annotation, cellular component: cytoplasm; nucleus; ribonucleoprotein complex. The transcript has 4 exons. Bases 148 to 813 code for a protein of 221 amino acids. The record is from RefSeq and is a predicted model, not a curated record.